Messenger RNA from Anguilla rostrata (American eel), 7234 nucleotides. Its product is annotated as dual specificity protein phosphatase 26-like. The coding region runs from base 709 to 1299 and encodes 196 amino acids. The record is from RefSeq and is a predicted model, not a curated record. NCBI's taxonomy places the organism in Eukaryota, Metazoa, Chordata, Actinopteri, Anguilliformes, Anguillidae. The transcript is spliced from 4 exons. Gene Ontology annotation, cellular component: cytoplasm. Gene Ontology annotation, molecular function: protein tyrosine/serine/threonine phosphatase activity; MAP kinase phosphatase activity. Gene Ontology annotation, biological process: negative regulation of MAPK cascade; protein dephosphorylation.
GACUAUGAUCCAAAUGGUUUUUGUAGUAUUUUUUAUAGUUCAUGCCUGCGUGUAUGUGUGUAUAGGCAUGAUAAAUGGUGCGUAACAACUAAAUCUUACCUGUUGGUCGUUGCGGUUGCAGUCUAAAUUAGUGUAGGCCUACAUAAUCUGAUACGACAAUAUUUUAUGGUCUCCUACAUCCAAUAAAGAACAGGCAUGCAGGUGUUAAAUGUGGGCAAGCCGUGUUACUGUGAAAAAGCGGUACGGGAUGAAGACCUUUAGUAAUUAAUGCGCCUGUGAAGCAUUUAGUUUAAACUACGUGUGGAUCGGAGAGCAGUAUAAUAGCCUUCGAAAUAACGGACUUAUAGCAGGUUCACCGAAUAUUCCAAGCCAGUUCUUUUGGGGGGAAAGUAAUGUAGCUAUGUCCUGUUUUACCAAUGCUAUAUUUUUAUAUUUGUAAUUAAUGUUAGGCCUUUUUUUAUCCCCAGCAAAUAUUGUGAGUUUUUACUUGUUGAUGCAAAGAUACUAUCAUUGUGGAUGUUUUGGAAGGGCGUUAAUGACAUUGCAUAAAUAAACAAAUCACUUUACCGCUUUACACAGUGCGUUUGAUACUGUAUGGAUGUUUGAAAACAUGGCUUCUUGCUCUGUGCUGGAAUAUUCGUGCCAGGACUGAGGCGGACUGAGACGUGCACCAUCUCAGGCUAAUCUCCACCGAAUUCAGCUUCUCCAAUGGCGUUCAUGUCAAGGUUCUCUCGGUCUCGGAGCAGCUCACGGUCCCCGAGUAGAAGGGACUCGGAACGCGGCUCGCCAGUGCUGACCGUGGCCGAGCUCGAGCGGCUCCUGUACACGGGGAAAACCGCCUGCAACCACGCAGACGAAGUUUGGCCAGGCCUCUACAUUGGCGACCAAGACAUUGCUGCUGACCGCCGUGAACUGGUGAAGCUGGGAAUCACCCACAUCUUGAACUGCGCGCAUACUAAGUGGCGAGGCGGAGCAGAGUACUACGAGGGCAUGAACAUCACCUACCACGGCAUCGAGGCGCACGACUCGCCCACGUUCGACAUGAGCGUCAACUUUUACCCAGCAGCUGAGUUCAUCCACAAAGCGCUCAGCACUGGGGGGAAGAUCCUGGUGCACUGUGCCGUGGGAGUGAGCCGGUCCGCCACGCUGGUGCUAGCCUACCUGAUGAUCCGUCAGAACAUGACCCUGGUGGAGGCCAUCCGGACGGUGAAGGACCACCGCGGGGUCAUCCCAAACCGCGGCUUCCUGAGGCAGCUCAACGGGCUGGACGGCAUCCUUCGCGACAGCCGCAAAACCUAAGGAGGGAGGGGCGAUGAAGCAGCGCUCAAGUAUACGAUCUCCGCAGCAUCCUCAAAACCCUCUCUCUCUUUGUCUUUCUCUCUCUCUCUCUCUCUCUCUCUCUUUGUUUCUCCCUCUCUCUCUCUCUGUGAGAUGAGUUUUUUCACUUGUGUACUGGUGUACUGUUCAGGGGACAUACUGUACUGUCAGUCAGACGCCAUGUUCCCUCUCUCCUCUUGAUCAGAUUCCAUCCCUGAUCACUUAUUGCGAUUCCACAGACAGGCAUUCGGGGUAGAUGGGGCCUUCCCCACACAGCUGUGUAUCUACAUAACACAGCCAAACAAGUAAAUCUGUAAACUCUGCCUCCACUGACAUCCUCUUGUGCGAUUGCAGGCUACUCAGCAGACACGUAUGUGAGUUUGUCUCGCACAGAGUUUGUAUUAAUUUUAUACAAAAACCUGUCUGGAGACUAAAGCAUUGCACAUGUUUGGUGCACAGAAUCGAAAUGUAGCAUCACUUCGUUGUUUCUGGGUGACCAGAGCUGCUCACUGAAAAACCGAAUUGUGGAAACCGUAAUAUUUUAUAUACAUUAGCUCCUUUUUUUUGGGCCAAAUGGCACAGACAGAUGUCAGCUUUGCAGUCCAGUCACUGAAGAAGGUUGAACAGUCUGAAAUGUGUGCUCUGGUACUGAUACCUAUGUAUGCCUGCCUGCUGGGUGACCUCGCUAUCCUGGGGUUUUGAAGUGCUGAUGUCACAGCCUGACUGUGUUCUGGAGAAUUCUAAGUAGUUCACAAGCUUAGUCUUGAGCAAACCAACCAUUGCGAUCCCCUCUGGCUUUCAGAGGAAAGGGAUGCAGAGGACGCGGAUCAGUACGCCAUACGCUCCUUAAAUUUCUUAUUUAAAGCUUCAACUGCCUGGAUUGUGAAGUGCUGAAUUUUUGUAAAUGGCCAAAUGGAUGUAGGAGGCUUGUCUAUGACUGGUUUAGAGCUUCCUCUCAAUCAGGAGAGCAAUCUCUCUCUCUUUCUCUCUCUCUCUCUAUCUUGCUCUGUCUUUUUUCUCUCUCUCUCUCUUUCCCUAGGGCACCCUGUAAUGGAGUUGUUGUUCCAACUGAACUUUGGAGUUACUCCACUGCUAAUAUAGUGUGACAGGGUUACUCAAUUUCUGCCGUAGUGUGACAGAAAGUUACAGUAUUCCAGUGUGACUGUAUUCUGACAGAAAUUGACUGGACAGAUACCAAGGAGGGGCCAACAACGCAGCAAAGGGUCGUCGGUUUUUGGGAGCGAUAAAUACCUCAAGCAUCUUCAGUUCAGUCGCCCACUGCUGCAUCCGUGUUUCUGCAGGCUAUGGCUUCCUUUCCGUUUUGUGUGUCGUACAGUAGGAAUCCAGACAGUGUUGUGUAGCACUGAGCUGCCGAGUGUAUAAUACAGGCCAGCUCUGUUCAAAUGUAGCAUAUCCUGUAGUCUGUAGAUGUUCAGAGUUGGAUUGUGGCCAAGUGAGUGUGCCUGUGUCGUCCUUUUGGAGUAGUUUCAGUGUAAAAUCUUCCUUUGUCCUGUGAAACAGAGAAUUAGCGAGUACUGCAGCUUGGGCAUAGACUGCUGUUAUUGUGCAGUGGUGUUCUUCUGGAAAUAGGAAAGUGUACAAUUUAUUCUCUAGUGUGUCAUCAUUAGUCUCUCUCUGAUUUUCACUUCUCUGAGAAGUUUCUUCAGUGUUUGUCUUAUUAGCUCUGAGAAGUUUCUUCAGUAUUUGUCUUAUGAUAGUAAGUGUUUUUUUUUUUCUCUUUGGAAAAUUUGUCCUGAAAAAAGAGAAGAAAAGCCUUAGCUGGCAUGUUGAUCUCAAACAUUAUUCUUGUAAGAUACAGUUAACCGUGUACACUGACUUCCAUAUAAUCAUAAACCUACAUACACAUAUUAAAAUAAAUACAUUGUGCUUACUUGAGCUUGAGCUUAUUAAAGGUAAUUUCCCCACUCCUUAUACAGUAUCUCACACGAGGCUGCUUACCGCAUCCAAAGUUAAACAGCUGAACUGUGGAUCUCAUAUCAGUGAUACUGCCCAGGGAAGUACAUGCUUAAUAUGGACAGAAUUUGGAGGACAGGAGGGGAAAGUUGUUUGAGACAGGACGGACGUCUCUGGUGCAGCCUCGUAAUGCUGCAGGAUCUUUUUAUUUUGUUUUGAACUCCAGGACCUGUGAUGAGCCAAACUAGGAGUAUGUCUCCUUGAAAUGUCCACAAGGAGUUUAGGAAUGUUUGCAGAUUGUUUUUCAGGAUCUUAAAAUAGGAUAUUCAGCUGCAGGUAAUGUGUUGUGCCAGAUUGGAAUGUUGCUCCUUGACAUGUUCACGAGGAGUUUGGGAAUAUUUGAGUUGGUAGGGAUGAGGGGGUUUGUUUUGUGCACAUGUUGACUGCCUCUGCAUGCACACUCUGAUUACCCCUACAAGUGCACACUGAUUCAACCUAAAAGUGCACACUCCAACUGCCCCUGUAUGCACAUUCUGAUUGCCCCUACAAGUGCACUCUCUCAUUCAACUGAAAAGUAAACACUUUGAUUUCCCCUGCAAGUGCACACUCUGAUUCAACCUAAAAGUGCACACUCUGACAGCCCCUGCAUGCACACUCUGAUUCAACCUAAAAGUGGACACUUUGACAGCCCCUGCAUGCACACUCUGAUUCAACCUAAAAGUGCACACUCUGACAGCCCCUGCAUGCACACUCUGAUUCAACCUAAAAGUGGACACUUUGACAGCCCCUGCAUGCACACUCUGAUUCAACCUAAAAGUGCACACUUUGACAGUCCCUUCAUGCACAUCCUGAUUCAACCCCAAAAGUGCACGCUCCGACUAAUCCUGUGGUUGGCAAUUAAAUUAAGUUCCUGCGGCAGCUGCUGGCCUCCUGUACUAAACCUCUAAAACCAUGACAGUGCGCUAUGCUUUUACAGCAGGUUUCUAGAGGUAAGGUAUGCAGAUCAGUGUCAGUAAAUCCCCUUUGGGAAUUGACUUACAGUUCUUCUUUAGCUAAUUAACUGUAUUUUCUAAAACCUGAGAAAAAAUGUCACAGCAGUCUGCCCUGUCUGAUCAAGGCUCAACUUUGAGACUCCCUUUCUCUUUGUUUUAAUUGCUCAUGUGAAGAGUAAUUUUCUCCUGACAGUGUUUUUAUUCACCCACAUCCUUUGAGCAAGGGAGCCUUUGAGGUUUAAAAAAAAAACAAAAAAACAUUCCUCCUCAGUUGACAUGUCAACUGACAUGGCAGCUACUAAACGAGCAUUCCACCUUGUCGGGUCAGUAUGGUUGUAUUACAGCGAGUUGCUGUCCAAGGAAAUAUAUUUCAGGAUUAGCGUUCACUUAAUUGGCUGUUGUCUCAUACAGAACCAUUGUCAAAGACAUCUAGCAUUGAUGUUUUUUUUCCACAAGCCGCAGCAUCAGGGUAUUGGUACAUGUUCUCAAAAUUUUACUUAGUCCCAUCCAGCCAGGCAGGUCGUCUGCAAUCAAGAUUACAUUUUUCUACAGGGCUUCCCAAAAUCAGUCAUAUGUCUGGUUUCCAGUCUAAAAUAGCUACAAUCUAAUGAAAUCUAAUGAGCUGUGAAUUUACAGGUGUAAACUUGUAAAGCUGCCAGUUUAGGCCUUGGAAACCAGGCAUGUCAAGCUUUUAGCCAAUCAGUGGCUUAAAUUAAACGUUUAAGUGCUAAAACGCCCCCAAAAAAAACAUAUACACCGGACCCUUGUGCAGCCCUAUUCAAGACCAUUCAACUAAUCAAUCUUUUGAUUUAAGACCUUGAUUCGUUGAAUGAGAUGCUUUAGAGCUGGGCCAGAAUGAAAGCCAGCACCCACACCGGCUCCUCUCGGGUAAGAUUGGGGUUCUCAGGACAAUAUUUCGGGAAGCCCUGAACUAAACAUUCAUUUUGGGUUCUUUUUAACUGAAACAACAGUAAAAGAACAUGUCUUAAUGUCGGGGUUAAGUUCCCACUACGGCAGUCUCCUUCUCAUGGCUGUAAAUGUGGAGUUGUCACAGGAAAGCACCAUUAGAUUAACCACUGCCCUCCACCUCCCUUAGCCCUGCCCUCAAAACCGAAAUAUAUGUGGACUCCUUGGGAGGCCAUGACCGGAAGAUGCAAAGGGGGUUCUUGGUUUAUUACUACAUAAUGAUUAUUGUGUUUUAUUUUUGCGAUUGCAUCAUGUGUCGUACAGUUGUGUGGGGACCAUUAGCCAUAAUUAACUGUGACUGCUGGUGAGUUAUGUGUUUGUGUUUGUGUGCACUCGUUUAUACUGCCUGUGAAUCCCCUCUCCCUAAAAACAAGGACAUCGGUGAUAUUAUUGUAAAAAAUAAGAAUGGGUGGGGGGGGGGGGAGAUAUUGUGAAAAGGCACAAAAGAAAGCAAAACAUUGCCACUUGUUAAAAGUCAGGAUUCAGACUUGUUGCAUCAGUCGGUAAGAGCAAAGUUUCUUUUGCAUGCGUUUGUUUUUUUAUAGCUGUUUUGUGUUUCAUAUCCUACAUGUUAUUUCCUUGUCAUUAUUUUUCAGCCUUAUUAUUUCUACAUUUAAAACAGAACUGUUGAAAAUGCUGCCAUUUAUAUAUUUUAUAAUCAAAAUCACACUCAGAACGAGUCAAAAGAUAAAUAAAAAAUAUGGUAUUUGUAUCCUGACUUAGGCCAAUACAUUGUGUAGUCAUUUCAAGUAUCUCAUAUGUUUGCAGAAAAUUAACAGGCUCUGCAAGUAAUACACAAAAAACCCGUGUGCAUGUAAAUUCAUGCAAGGUACAAGGACAUCUUGUACCUUACAGAUAGUAUGCUAUAGGUAUCCUGACCUGAAGUGUCUCAAACCCCUUGCAAUGGGAGUUUUGCAAUUGUUUCAUUCCUGGAUUCAAAAUGUCAGCCAGGCAUAAAAUAUGAAAUCCAUUAACUGAACGUAGCUGAAGCCAGAUAUCUGCAUUUUCUCUUUCAGUCGAUGGGUGGUGCUAUAGCUCUCAUCAGCAAAGAUUUUACCUAAAUGUAAUUGUGUCCAAACAAAAGUAAUGAAUUUCAUGAGUGUGAUGUUUUUCUUAGUUCUACUUUUUCAGUCCUUCCAAAAAAUAAUAAUUCAUAUUGUUGUGGGAGAAUUAAAAUAUUGAAAUAUUGGAUUAAGUGACAGAACACAAUGUUGUUAGCCAGCUACAUUAAAUCUAGAAUGUGGAGAUGGACACAGACCAACACAAUUGUAAAAUGUACCCUAUUGCAAACUUCAGUAUGGCUUCAGUAUGAGUCAGUAUGGCACAAUGUUGCCUUCACUGUGUAGAAUAAUUAGCAAAGUUUACACUCAGAAAUUGCUAAUGCUUGUAUCUUUACUUCUGUACAACAUAAUAAAAUUAGUAAUAUGGAUUUUAUGUGCUCAUCGAACUAGAGUGGUCCAAAAUUAAGGAUGCGUGUAGAAAAGGAACUUAAUUACUCUCUGGAUAACCACCAGUCCCUACCCACAGUGACUUUUUUUCAUAAAAUCAACUUUCUGAGGGCAAUCUGGCAACUUUUAGCUCUGAAGAAUUAGCUGUUAGCUGAAAACAGUGUGGUAAAGUAGGUGACUAAAAAGAAGCAUUCCAUGGUGGUGUUUUCGUUAUCACUUCAUCUUAUAUCUGGUGCGUACUAUCUGGUCAUUUGACAGUAGGGUAUUUUUGUGCCAAGUAAAAAUAGGAACUACAGAAAUCUGUUUAUACAUUCUUACCGUCCCAUUUUUAACAAAGAACCUUUCUAUAGGAAUACUUGAAUUGUUUUUUAUUGAUCCUUAUUUUUAUAUCACCAAAAACCUGUGGAAUUACUUAAUUGAAACAACAAACGGAGGUGAUCAUGAUGCCUUAACUAAUUAUUUUUUAUUUUAAAAGUACAGUAUCCCAAUUCUUUGUUACUUACAACAAUUUUUGUUGCAUUUUUUAAUGCUUUCUUUUUAAUAACUCUCUGUAUUGUUGAAAAUUGUGUGUAAUAAAUAAACUUGCAUUAGCUAGGA